Molecule: messenger RNA, 1587 nt
Organism: Cylindrotheca closterium
Lineage: Eukaryota; Bacillariophyta; Bacillariophyceae; Bacillariales; Bacillariaceae
Source: the annotation of a GenBank genome assembly
AUGGAUACCGAUACUCGUGAGUACACGUCACCUAAACUAGAAUUUUACAUGAGGGGUGAGAAAACGUCCUACACACCAUUUUACAUUACCACUACGAUUGGGUGCCUCCAAUUUGUCAAAAUGGAUGAAUCAUCAUCAAAUAAGAGCAAAUACAGCGUCGCCAUUCUUUGCGGGCGGCCUCUUUUUGCUGCCAUGUCCGAACAAGAACUGAAAGCUGGCAAGUCAAUCAUAGUUCAAAAUAUUGUUCAAGAUGCUUCACCAAGCACAUUCAAAAAUACAGCAACAACCUGGCUCAGUGUGUUGGGCACACGAGUGCAGAUAGGACAAACGGCAUUUGCUGCAGCUUCUGGUCUUGUGAGCCGUUCUUACACCAACCUUGUUUUGGUUAGCCCUGCUACAGUCGACGGCAAUGACAAGCAAAGUGCCAAAAUUUGUUUCCCACCAGAUCCUGUUUGUGCGUGGUUGGCAAUGUGUCUCAUGGAUGAUAGUUGGUCCAUGGCUCUUUCAAAAGACAUGACUCUGAAUGGACGACCAAAAGGAGACUUUGGGGAAGUCAUGGUGGCUUUGUAUUUUUUGUUCUUUGCAGAUAUUGUCCGAGGUAGUUUGAAGGACAAUAAGGACUACAAUACUUUCUCAGUACCACUAAAUGAUUGGAUCAAUUGUCUAAUCAAUGGAGGUCGUAGUGGUGAUGAUGGUGACGACGGUGACGACAUGAUGAAUCAAAAUAACGAUUGCCAGGUCCAUUUCAGUGCAAUCCAAGUCUGUUGUAAUUAUGCCCGUGCAUAUGAUGAUUUGUCGUCUUUACUUCAGAAUGAAGUGUUCUUGGAUAACAUGUACAAAACGGGUGUGGGAUUAUAUGUGUUUGCAGGUUGCAGUGUCAUUGAUGUUGUAUUUGCAUUGCAAAUAUCAGUGGCAGCACCAACAAAAGGCGACGUCACCACCACUCGCUCAUCCUCAUCAAAAAAGUACCAAUAUGUUCCGAUGUUUGUGUCCAUCAAGUUGCAAUCCAGUUUCUGUCCAAAAUCUUCAAGCAUCGAAUGUGACAAGAUGAAAGCAAAAUUCAAAGCGGUGGAAGGUGGUAGCGAGCUUGGUGCCCUUUGCCUCUUGGUAGUGUUUGGUUCAUCUGUCAAGUCAAAAGAUGGAGACUAUACUUUGAAACCAGAUUGCGUCAAGAAUCUUGAAGAGGGAAUGGCAGUAUCCAAAGUGCUGCGGAUACCAACCAAUGACAUAUUUGAAUUGACAGAGGCAUUCUGGGAGUUGACAGGAGUUCACGAUGAAAUGUCAGAAGUUCUUGCUUCUCACAGCUUUUUGGGUGCCCAUCAAGAAGCUGAUAGUGAGACCACCACGAAUAACUUUACAGAGCAAGUCUUGCGACUCUGCCCAAAAUUGAAGACAAAAAAAGCAGCAGAAAUGCAAGGCAUUGUAAGGGCAACAGAUGAAGUGACUGGCUAUUUGGAAAAGUUGCUUGCAGGUCUAGAUGACAUUGUUAGAGGACAACCAUCAGAUGGAGAGAAAGAGAAGCAAACGAAACAAAAGGCAACUGAAGCAAAGACAACCAAAAUACAAAAGCCUUGCAUCUAUUAUUGA